AUGGACAGAUCUGACUACAUGCUGGAUACAGUCACCGGGGGCGUGCUGCAGGUGGAGCUCAAUCAACACAGGAUUAAGUGGCAUUCCUCCCCAUCCGUCCCCACCCCUCUCCAAUGCCUCUCCACUGCUCUUCACCGCUCUCCACCACUCUCUACAGCCUUUACGCCUUUACGGUUGGGCAUGCACAGAUCCGACUACAUGCUGGACACAGUGACAGGGGGCGUGCUGCAGGUGGAACUCAACACCAUCUCCUCGUCCUUCCCUGGCCUCACUUCACGGGUCACAGACCUGCACAGGCUUGCACAGGUGAGUGGGGGGGAAGGGAAGCCGGGCGAAGCACAGGAGGCACAUGGUGGGGAUGUAUGGGGAGAAGGCAGGCACAUGGUGGGGAUGUAUGGGGAGAAGGCAGGUCUGUCGGUGGACUCUGUGCCUCUCAACACGGCAGCAGUGGACAUGGCUGAUGCGCUGGCAGCAGCGUGGAGGGAAUACGGGGAUGAGAGGUAG
This is a messenger RNA of Closterium sp. NIES-65, 504 nucleotides long. NCBI's taxonomy places the organism in Eukaryota, Viridiplantae, Streptophyta, Zygnematophyceae, Desmidiales, Closteriaceae. The record is from the annotation of a GenBank genome assembly.